UAAUUACACCGAUACUGUAGCUCCACCCAAACGUAUCAGAGCCGCCUUCCAGUCUAUCCAGGGGUGGUUAUACAGUAUAAAUAUAUCUGAUAACCACUCGAGACACAAAAAGCAGGCAGUUCUCUGAUAACUUUAAGGGACUUUGUGACAAUGGACCAGGAACAGAUGGUUCUUGGAGGAUGGGGCGCGCCAGAGGAGGCCACUGAGGAAACUCAGAUUAUUUGUGAUAAGGUGAAGACCAAAAUAGAGGAAAAGACAAACGCGAAAUAUGAGGUCUACAAACUAGUUAAAUUCAGGAGUCAGACUGUCGCUGGAAGAAAAUUCCGCUUCAAGCUUCAUGUUGGAGGAGUGAAUUACAUCCAUGUGGAAGUCUACCAAAACAUACAAGGAGAGCUUCGGCUAGAGAAGACUCAUGUGGACAAAACCGAAGACGACGCCCUCUAAACUGAUCACACCCUGUUUCAAAAGUAAAAUACUUCCUUCAUUCUGAAAUAAAGGAAGCCUUGUCUUAUUGUGUGUUACUUCACAGCUGUUCUGGAGGCAGGGAAUGUAUUUCAUAUACUUCUGAGAUUACAAAUGUCUGAGGAAAGUAUAAAAUCUAGCCAAAGAGGAAAUACAUCGACAGUGACUGCAGUACUGUU
Messenger RNA from Centropristis striata (black sea bass), 641 nucleotides. Its product is annotated as leukocyte cysteine proteinase inhibitor 1-like. Lineage: Eukaryota; Metazoa; Chordata; Actinopteri; Perciformes; Serranidae. The transcript has 3 exons. The record is from RefSeq and is a predicted model, not a curated record. Gene Ontology annotation, cellular component: cytosol. Gene Ontology annotation, molecular function: cysteine-type endopeptidase inhibitor activity. The coding region runs from base 151 to 444 and encodes 97 amino acids.